AUGGUCAAGCUAAGCCUUCUUAUCGCUGCUCUUCUGUGCUCGGCUGUUGCCGCCUUUGCUCCUGCAAGCGCCCCCAGACAGUUCGCUGCCAAGCCAUUGGCUGCCGCAUCACUGGACACAGAGGUCGACGCCAUUGGAAACAACAUUGCGAUUAAGGAAUUGUUGGCGCAAAUUGAAGAAUCCAAACUUUUGUCUGCUGUCGCCAAGUCUGGACUCUUGUCCAAGGCCCAAGCAGCUGGAAUCUCCCUUUCCAAGUUGGAAACUAUCUUGGGAUAUGUCGCGGAACAGCCCGAACUUUUGAUCUUGGUGGAAGCAUCUGGACCUGAUCUCCUUCCCAUCCUUCCUACCAUUAUCGAAUUGGCUCCCGCUGGUCUUCCUCUUGCGACUGCUGCCAUUGGAAUCCCACCUGCUGGUCUUCAGGCUGCUGGAAUUGCUAGUCUUAUCGCCGCCGCCGGAAUUGUUGCUGUUGUCCCCGAUGACACUGCCGUAAAUGUUGCUGUACAAACUUUGGCUGUGGGUGUUUUGGGACUUGCUGCCCCCGUUGCAUCAUUUGCUGGUUCCGUUGUUUUGGGAAAACUCACCAAAUAA
Seminavis robusta is the source of this 588-nucleotide messenger RNA. The record is from the annotation of a GenBank genome assembly. Lineage: Eukaryota; Bacillariophyta; Bacillariophyceae; Naviculales; Naviculaceae.